AGCGCCUCUCUCAGUCGUUACUUCCGCUCUUCAAGCAGGAGUCGGGGUGUCCCCCAUUUUUCUCAGUAGGCGGCGGCGGCGGUUUGAGAUGUUCGGCCUCAAGAGAAACGCAGUAAUCGGACUCAACCUCUACUGUGGGGGGGCCGGAUUGGGACCGGGUAGCGGCAGCGGCGCCUCCCCUGAGGGGAGGCGGCUUUUGGCUACGGGAAAGGAGGCCACGGCCGGGCGAGAGGUAGGGGGAGGGGAAGCCGGCGAGGUGAUUGGCGGAAGCGCCGGCCCGAGCCCCCCGGCCACUCUCGCGCCCGACGCCCGGAGGGUCGCGCGGCCCUCGCCCAUUGGCGCCGAGGGCCCCGACGUCACCGCGACCCCCACCAGGCUGCUGUUCUUCGCGCCCACCCGCCGCGCCUCGCCGCCCGAAGAGAUGGAAUCCUCGGCCUCCGACGCCAUCAUGUCUCCCGAAGAGGAGCUGGACGGGUGCGAGCCGGAGCUUCUAGGGAAGCGGCCGUCCGUCCUGCCUUUGCUGGAGUUGGUCGGCGAGGCUAGUAACAGCCCCGGCAAGGACGGCUCACUCCCCUCGACGCCGCCCCCAGCAGAGGAAGAGGAGGACGAGUUGUACCGGCAGUCCCUGGAGAUUAUCUCUCGAUACCUCCAGGAGCAGGCAACCGGCAACAAGGACGCGAAGCCACUGGGCGGGUCUGGGGCCGCCAGCCGGAAGGCGUUAGAGACCCUGCGACGGGUCGGGGACGGUGUGCAACGGAACCACGAAACGGCCUUCCAAGGCAUGCUUCGGAAACUGGACAUCAAAAACGAAGACGAUGUCAAAUCUUUGUCUCGAGUGAUGGUCCAUGUUUUCAGUGACGGAGUAACAAACUGGGGCAGGAUUGUGACUCUCAUUUCUUUUGGUGCCUUUGUGGCCAAACACUUGAAGAGUAUAAACCAAGAAAGCUGCAUCGAACCAUUAGCAGAAAGCAUCACAGAUGUUCUCGUAAGGACAAAACGAGACUGGCUAGUCAAACAAAGAGGCUGGGAUGGGUUUGUGGACUUCUUCCAUGUAGAGGACCUAGAAGGCGGCAUCAGAAAUGUGCUGCUGGCUUUUGCAGGUGUUGCCGGAGUAGGAGCUGGUCUGGCAUAUCUAAUAAGAUAGCCUUUUAAGUGCAAUAAUUGACUCUUAACCAACUCCAGCCACCAAAACCACAUACAUACACGCCUGCUGUGAAAUCAGAUGUAUUUAUGAAGUUGGACUUCAAGCUGUGCAGGCCAUAACCUCCAGGAGUCCUACUCUAGCAAGGGAGAAAAGCAAGCGGCAGGAGGCUUAUGGCUAACAGGAAUAAAUACAUGGGAAAAGUAGUCCCUCUUGAAGAGUCACUGUCUGAAAAGAAGUGAAAGAAGCGGAGUUCAGUUUCAGCAACAGGCAAACUUUGGGAGGCCACGGAGGAGGACUUUUAGAUUUAGUGAAGACGGUAGGGGGGAGAGACUUUAAUAACCUUGCCUAGAACAGGAAAGUGGCCAGUAGCCAGGCUAGUCAUAGAGUUCAUUAAAUAUGCCCACUGAAUCCAUUAACUUCUAUAGUGUUAAAAUAGAAGCACUAACAACGCCAACAGCAUGUGUAAAAUGGAUUUUAAGCUACAAGUAAUAGAACCUAUGACUAGAAGCCUCAACACUGUACAACAGAGUGUAAAGGGAAGCUUUAUCCUCUAUAAUUAGCUUUCCUAGAUGUGCUUCUUGAAUAGAAAGUCCAGUGCUCAGGAUGUUUAUACCUGUUCUACUUUGGCUUGAUUUGAGUGCUUCCUAGUUUAUUAGCCUAGUGUCAUGGCCAAGAAUACUUGACUUAAGGCUCAAUUACAAAUCUGGAAUAUUCUGUUUUUAAGACAAAAGCUUGUAAUCGUCUGUAAAAAUUGUAUAUAUUUUUACAGAACAUCUGUUUGAAAUGUAAAGGGAGAAAAGUCUGAAAUUACCUUAGUUUUUUCAUACCCUUUUGAAAUUUACAACUUCUGUAGUUACGAACCUGUUUCUUAUAGCUUUUUCUAUUCUAAAUUUUGUGCUAGUCAGUUCUAGAUUGUAUACAGAACCAACUGAUGUAAUUGUAUGCAACCUGGUUGUAGUACAACAAUUCUGAUUCAUAACUAUGCAGGCUUUAAUUUUCCUAUCUGAUUUUGGUAAGUAUUUCUUAAAUAGCUGUUUGGGGUUUUUGUUUGUUUUUUUUUUUUUUUAACCUGGGGCCGAGAAAUUGAGGAAUGGAAAUUAAUCCUUUUACUUUGUUACAUGUGGGUUUUCAAUAAUUGAGUCAAGUUUUUAAGGAUUUAUUGGGGGGCGGGGCACACAGGCUGAUGACUUAGAAAUAAUGGGCCCUGAUUGGGCAACUACUCAUUUGAGUUCUUUCCAUUUGUCUUAAUUUAACUGGUGAAAUUUUAACUGAGUUCAUGAGCUCAUCUUCAAAGCUUUUGCUAAAAGAUUUUCAGCUGUUCCAAAUGGGACUUAUUAGGAGUAUGUAUAAAAAGAUCACAUUGGGUGGAUGAGAGACAUUUGAUCCCUUGUUUGCUUAAUAAAUUGUACAAUGAUGGCUUGGAAAAGCAGGCUAUAGUCUAACCAUGGUGCUAUUACUAGGCUUGCUUGUUAAACACAGGUCUAAGCCUAGUGAGUUAAUAAAACAAAUACUUACUUCAUUUCUAUUAA
Molecule: messenger RNA, 2673 nt
Organism: Kogia breviceps (pygmy sperm whale)
Lineage: Eukaryota; Metazoa; Chordata; Mammalia; Artiodactyla; Physeteridae
Gene: MCL1
Product: MCL1 apoptosis regulator, BCL2 family member
Biological process (GO): regulation of apoptotic process; extrinsic apoptotic signaling pathway in absence of ligand; intrinsic apoptotic signaling pathway in response to DNA damage
Cellular component (GO): mitochondrial outer membrane
Molecular function (GO): protein homodimerization activity; protein heterodimerization activity
Source: RefSeq, a predicted model, not a curated record